Equus quagga is the source of this 1473-nucleotide messenger RNA. Its product is annotated as cytochrome P450 2C42-like. Gene Ontology annotation, biological process: xenobiotic metabolic process. Gene Ontology annotation, molecular function: oxidoreductase activity, acting on paired donors, with incorporation or reduction of molecular oxygen, reduced flavin or flavoprotein as one donor, and incorporation of one atom of oxygen; heme binding; iron ion binding. The record is from RefSeq and is a predicted model, not a curated record. Gene Ontology annotation, cellular component: cytoplasm; intracellular membrane-bounded organelle. Bases 1 to 1473 code for a protein of 490 amino acids. NCBI's taxonomy places the organism in Eukaryota, Metazoa, Chordata, Mammalia, Perissodactyla, Equidae. The transcript has 9 exons.
AUGGAUCUGGUUGUGUUCCUGGGGCUCUGUCUCUCCUGCUUGCUUCUCCUUUCACUCUGGAAACGGGGAUCCAGGAAAGGGAAGCUCCCACCUGGUCCCACUCCUCUCCCUAUCAUUGGAAAUAUCCUGCAGUUAGAUGUUAAGAACAUCAGCAAAUCCUUAAGCAAACUCUCAAAACUCUAUGACCCUGUGUUCACUGUGUAUUUGGGCUUGAAGCCCACUGUGGUGCUGCAUGGAUAUGAAGCAGUGAAGGAAGCCCUGAUUGAUCUGGGAGAGGAGUUUUCUGGAAGAGGCAGUGUCCCACUUCUUGAAAGAUCUAAUAAAGGAUACGGAUUAGUGUUCAAAAGUGGAAAGAGAUGGAAGGAGAUGCGGCGCUUUUCCCUCAUGACCCUGAGGAAUUUUGGCAUGGGAAAGAGGAGCAUUGAAGAAUGUGUUCAACAGGAAGCCCACUGCCUUGUGGAGGAGUUGAGAAAAACCAAUGCUUCACCUUGCGAUCCCAUUUUUAUCCUGGGCUGUGCUCCCUGCAAUGUGAUCUGCUCCAUUAUUUUCCAGAAUCAUUUUGAUUACACAGAUCAGAAUCUUCUUAGCUUGCUCAAAUUAAUGAAUGAAAACAUCAAUAUUCUGAACUCCCCAUGGGUACAGGUCUGCAAUAUUUUCCCUGUUUUCAUGGAUUAUUUCCCAGGGAUUCAAAACAAAUACUUUAAAAAUUCUGAUAACAUAAAAAGUUAUCUUUUGGAGAAAAUAAAAGAACACCAAGAAUCCCUAGACAUUAACAAUCCUUGGGACUUCAUUGACCAUUUUCUGAUCAAAGUGAAACAGGAAAAGCACAAUCUACAUUCUGAGUUUACUAUUGAAAAUUUGUUAUACACUGCAAGUGAUUUAUUUGCUGCUGGGAUACAUACAACAGCAACCACCUUGAGAUAUGGACUCCUGCUUCUAAUAAAGCACCCAGAGGUAACAGCUAAAGUCCAGGAAGAGAUUGACCGUGUGAUUGGCAGACACCGAAGCCCCUGCAUGCAGGACAGGAGCCACAUGCCCUACAUGGAUGCUGUGGUGCAUGAGAUACAGAGAUACAUUGACCUCGUUCCCACCAACUUGCCUCAUGCAGUGACACGUGAUGUAAAGUUCAGAAACUACCUCAUCCCCAAGGGAACAACCAUAUUAACAUCCCUGACGUCUGUGCUUCAUGAUGAUAAAGAACUCCCCAACCCAGGGGUGUUUGACCCUGGCCACUUCCUGGACGAGAGCGGUAACUUUAAGAAAAGUGACUACUUCAUGGCUUUCUCAGCAGGAAAACGGAUGUGUGUGGGAGAGGGACUGGCUCGCAUGGAGCUGUUUUUAUUCCUGACCAUCAUUUUACAGAAAUUUACCCUGAAACCUGUGGUUGAGCCAAAGGACAUCAAUAUCACUCCAGCUACCAGUGGGUUGACUUCUCUGCCACCUUCUUACCAGAUCUGCUUCAUUCCUGUCUGA